AUGAAACGUGUGCGGGAAGUAUACACCGAGGGGGCUGAGGAACGGCGCAGGAAGAUUAUUGACUUUAUUCGAUCUCUACAAUUCUCGGUUCCACUUUACCGUUUAAGGCAACAAGAAGGACGUAGACCUUGCGCAAACUGCGGGAAGCGCAGACAGUAUUAUUGCUAUGACUGCCUGACUGUCGUGCAUCCAGAGAGUCAUCCUCCACCUCUUUUCUUGCCACUGAACGUGUACGUUAUUCUUCACCCGGGUGAAAUUCGUGGGAAAAGCACGAGUCUAGCUGCAUCUACAAUUUCUCCCGAUUUGCAUAUUGUGGAGUAUCCGAAGGUGCCAAGUAGUUUGGAGCUGGAAUCGACGCUCGUCUUGUAUCCAAGCAGUCAGAGCACGGAGCUGAGCGAUAUCAAGGAUUUGGAUUCUGUUAAGAAUGUUGUUUUUAUUGACAGUACUUGGCAGCAGAGUAAGGCCAUUGCGCGUGACGAGCGCGUGUGCAGGUUUAAAAAGGUGCGCAUCAAGUCCCAGACGUCGCUCUUCUGGCGCUUUCAGAGCAAUGAUCCCACCUACUUAGCGACAGUUGAGGCUAUCUACUUUUUUUUGCGGGAGUUCAUUUCGAACAAGAGAAAGCACUGCGCAGAAGAGUCGAAAAAACCAUUGUACCGUGGGGAUGUGGACGAUUUACUUUUUUAUUACAUCAAUCAGUACGUUGCGGUGCAACAGCGUUAUAGUCACGAUACCACGAUGCAGUAUACAACACGACACUUUGACGGUUACAUUCUUCCCAGCAGUUCCUGGGACGAACUUGUGGCUCCACCGCCGAAAGACCUCAAAGAAGGCAACGUUAUCUGA
Molecule: messenger RNA, 843 nt
Organism: Trypanosoma cruzi
Lineage: Eukaryota; Euglenozoa; Kinetoplastea; Trypanosomatida; Trypanosomatidae
Exons: 1
Coding region: 1-843 (280 amino acids)
Source: RefSeq, a predicted model, not a curated record